ACGCCUGAAACCGGAUGUAGUGCGGUUCAAAAAAACAACCAUCUCGCUCUCUUUUUUUUUUGCUCGUGACUUCGGAGUGGCGCCGAGACGUGUGUCUUCAAGUGUGUAUUUAUCUCCCAAUCUUCCCGUUAUAGCGGAACCUAAACAUGGACAGAAGAUCUCUGCGUAGUUGAUAUAUGGACGUGGUUCCACUUUGCACAUAAUCCAAUCCGUCGUCUUCGCUCUGAAAGUGACCCGGCACUCAAACGUUGCACAUCCUGCCAAUCGUCUCGAGGGUGCUGGUAUGGCCAACAGCACCGCGACGGCAGUAAAGGUUAUGGGAGCACCCGGUCCUGCGGGCAGAAGCAGCCCCGAAGGAUCUCAGGUGCUGAGCAAGAAGAAGCUUCAAGACCUGGUGAGAGAAAUCGACCCCAACGAGCAGCUGGACGAGGACGUCGAGGAGAUGCUGCUGCAGAUCGCCGACGACUUCAUUGAGAGCGUGGUGACGGCCGCUUGUCAGCUGGCACGCCAUCGCAAAUCCAACAGCUUGGAGGUCAAAGACGUCCAGUUGCAUCUCGAACGUCAAUGGAACAUGUGGAUCCCAGGUUACGGGUCGGAUGAGAUCCGGCCCUUUAAGAAGGCUUGCACCACAGAGGCUCACAAACAGAGGAUGGCCCUGAUCCGCAAGACGACCAAAAAGUAGCCUCCAUCAUUCUUGUCGAGCCCCGCCACCUUGUAUUUCUUUUUUUUUUUUGAGAGAGAGGGUUGUCCUCAAAAAAAAAAUAAUGAGUUGGUGAAAGGACAUUUGUUGACAUUAAUAUUUCAUUGUCAUGUCUUCCUAAUUUUGGAGUAUAUUAUCAUCACGUACUAGUGUACUAAUUUGGUUUUGUUUUUCCUCCUGUUUUGUGUACACAUUCAGCUGUUUAUGUCAAUAAAUAUAGUCACCUAUUUGGAUUGUGACAA
This is a messenger RNA of Hippocampus zosterae (dwarf seahorse), 942 nucleotides long. Its product is annotated as transcription initiation factor TFIID subunit 12. Gene Ontology annotation, cellular component: transcription factor TFIID complex; SAGA complex; SLIK (SAGA-like) complex. The record is from RefSeq and is a predicted model, not a curated record. Gene Ontology annotation, biological process: RNA polymerase II preinitiation complex assembly; DNA-templated transcription initiation. The transcript is spliced from 6 exons. Gene Ontology annotation, molecular function: protein heterodimerization activity; TBP-class protein binding; DNA binding. Bases 284 to 682 code for a protein of 132 amino acids. Lineage: Eukaryota; Metazoa; Chordata; Actinopteri; Syngnathiformes; Syngnathidae.